AUGAGUAAUGUUUUUUCAUCUUCUUUACAGGAAAAAUUAAAAGCAUUAUCAUUAAGUGUUAGUAAAAUUAAAUUGUCAAAUGAUCAAAAAAAUGUUAGAGGAACAAGUAACAGUGAAAACCAAUCUUUAAAGAGAAGAUAUAAAGAAGAUCAAAAUGAAGAUAAACAACACCAAAAAGAAACAACACUAAAAAAUAAUUUCAACUUAGAAGAAAUAAAAAAACAAUGCUCAACUAUCCUUAAAAAAGAAUCAAUUAAUAUUCUCUUUGAUUCUCUAAUUAAUUCUUUAGUACAAUUCAAUGAAACCCUAUUAGACAUAAAUGAAGGAAUUAUCAUUAAUAUUACAAAUAAUCAUAUUCACUUUGGCUAUCUAAUUAAAAAAAUCAAAGAAAUAUAUCAAAUCAAGUCAUUACUUAUUAUUAAAGAUAAUAAAAUAACUCAAAUUAGUUUAAAAGAGGGUCAAACAGAUCAUAUUAUUUUAUCAUCUUCACAACCAAUUCUCUAUUCAACACAAACAAGUUCUCUACUUUUAAAUGGAAUAUCUUCUAUUAACAAAAAGAUGAUAGAAACUUAUUUAAUAAAAGAUGAAUUAAAACCAUCAUUUACAUUAAAACAAGUUCUUAUGAUAAAAUAA
Messenger RNA from Entamoeba histolytica HM-1:IMSS, 633 nucleotides. RefSeq lists its product as uncharacterized. Lineage: Eukaryota; Evosea; Mastigamoebida; Endamoebidae. The transcript has a single exon. The record is from RefSeq and is a predicted model, not a curated record. The coding region runs from base 1 to 633 and encodes 210 amino acids.